UCCCAGGGAGGUGUUGCCACCGCUGCAGGGACCAUGACUGACAGCACCCACUACUCCCAGCGCCUGCGGGCCAUCGUGGACCGGCGGAGGCUGCAGGAGCGGAUGCUGCGGACGCGCCGGGAGCUGGACGAGGAGCGGCUGCGGGCCGGGCGGCUCCAGCGUAAGUCCCUGAGGGAGCGGUGGCUGAUGGAGGGGUCGUGCCUACCCCCAGAGGACGACGACAGUUCUCCACUGUGCCAGGUCCAGUCACGGAUCCAGAAGCUGGAGAACAAUCUGUCCAGCCUCCAGGUCCAGAUGCAGCAGCUGGAUGACCCCAACCCUGCCACAGAGGAGGGUAGGGGGGUUGCUAGGGACCCCUGUCAGGCUGGCGGGGCUGCAUCACCCCCUGCAGGUGGGGCAGGACAUGGCAGUGAUUCUGAACCAGCCCCGACUCUGAUCCCGGCCAGGAGGGACCUGCAGGAAGCCCUGGAGAACGGGGAUGUGGCCAGAGCAGAUCCCCCUGACAGCAUCAGCAGGCACAAUCUCCAGGCUGCCACAGGCAGCCAUGGAACCCCGGCAUCCGGGGAUGGCUCUACCCCCCGGCCAGCUGAGAUGAUCAUCCGCAACCAUUUGGGACAGGAAGUGGGCAGCAUGGAUGCCAUCCGCCGCGCCGCCCCCGGCAUGGAGGGGGAGUGGCUGGAGAAUGGGCCAGGGACUGAGACACCAGGCCAAAUCUUUUCUGUUCCCACAGGGGAGAGAUCCCUGGAACAGAUCCCACUGGCUGGGGUGGGGGAACUGCCUUUGCCCAACCAGAUCCCACUGGCUGGGCUGGACCAUAUCCCGUCAGCUCUGCUGGAUCAGAUUCCAUCGGUUGGGCCUGACCAGAUCCCAUCAGCUCUGCUGGAUCCAAUCCCAUCUGUUGGGCCUGACCAGAUCCCAUCAGCUCUGCUGGAUCAGAUUCCAUUGGUUGGGCCUGACCAGAUCCCAUCAGCUCUGCUGGAUCCGAUCCCAUCUGUUGGGCCCGACCAGAUCCCAUCAGCUCUGUUGGAUCAGAUCCUAUCAGCUGGGCCAGAUCAGAUCCUGUCUGCUGGGCCAGAAGAUUGGCUUUCUCUUCCUGAGCAGAUCCUGCCAGGUGGGCUAGACCAGAUCCCAUCAACGGUGCAGGACCAGAUCCUAUCUGCUGGGCCGGGGGAUCAUUUUCUCCUGCCUGACCAAAUCCCGCCAGCUGGACUGGAGCAGAUCCUGUCAGCCAUGCAGAAAGAUCUGCCUCUGCCCAAUCCGAUCCCAUCUAUGCAGGACCAGAUUCCAUCCGCUGGGCUGGAUCAGAUCCCAUCCACCAUUCAAAAAGAUCUGCCUCUGAUCCCACCAACUAUGCAGGACCAAAUCCCAUCUGCUGGGCUUUAUCAGGUCCCAUCAUCCAUGCAAAAAGAUCUGCCCCUGCCUGACCAGAUCCCAUCAACUAUGCAAGACCAGAUCCCAUCAGCUGGGCCAGGGGAUAAUUUUUCUCCUCACAACCAGAUCACAUCUGAGCUGAACCAGAUCUUAGCUAUGCAAAAAGAUCAGCCUUUGCUCAACCAGAUUCCAACAGCCAUACAGGACCAUAUCCCUUCAGCUGGGCCAGAGGAUCAGUUUUCUCUCUCUGAUCAGAUCCUGUCAGCUGGUCCUGGGCUGGAUCAGGUUCCAUCAACUAUGCAGAACCAGGUCCCACCCACUGGGCCAGAGAAUCACUUUUCUCUGCCUGACCAGAUCCUGCCAGCUGGGCUGGACAUGAUCCCAUCAGCCAUGCAAAAAGAUCAGCCUCUGCUUGACCAGAUCCCAACAACUGUACAGGACCAGGUUCCAUCAGCUGGGCCAGACCAAAUCCCAGCCACUAUGCAGGACCCACUCCCAUCAGCUGUGCAAAAAAAUCAGCCUCUGCCUGACCAGAUCCCAAUGCCUGUACAGACCCAGAUCCCAUCACCUGGUCCUGACCAGACCCCACCAACUGUGCAGGACCAGAUCCUAUCAGCUGGGUCAGGGGAUCAGCCUUCUAUGCCUGACCAGAUGCCACCAGCUGCACCCAAUCAGAUCCCACCAGUUCUACAAGAAGUGAAGUCCUCUGUCCUAGACCAGAUCCUGCCAGCAGUGGAGGAAGCAAAGUCCCCAGCACAGGACCAUAUCCCAUCUACUCUGCAGGAAGCCACACCUGCUCUAUGGGACCAGAUCCCUCCAGCUGCAUUCAAGCAGAUCACCCCAGCUGCUCCUGAAGUUCAGCCCUCUCCGCCCAACAAGAUCCCAUCCACUCCACAUGCAAAUCAACCUUUCCUAGACCAGAUCCCACCAGCUGGGCUCAGAUCUCAGCUUUCUCCAUCUGACCAGAUCCCAGCCACUCUGCAGGAGAAUCCACUGCCUCCAAACCAGAUCCUGCCAGCUGGGCCUGACAAGAUCCCAGCAGCCGUGGAGGAAGUGAAAGUCUCUGCCCGGGACCAGAUCCCAUCGGCUUUGCCUUGCCCGAUCCCACUGGGUGCUGGCUCUGCUCCACCUCCCCAGGUUCGGCCCACCCUUCUAGGCCAAGCCAUGGAGGAGGUGCCAGGGAACCCAAGUGUCCUGGCCUCCGAACAGCAACCACUGCUGACAGAGGCUCUGGUUCCACGUGGCCCCCCGGAGACACCACUGGCCACUGCCCCCUCCCCACAGCCCCGUGGUCCCCCCAGUGCCAGCUCCCGCAAGCAGAAGUCCUGCCAGUGCUGUGUCAUCAUGUGAGCCCAGGUGUGGAAAUCAAGGACACAGCUGCCAGCUGCAGCAUCAGGGCAUGUGCCGUAGUGUAGACGAGGUCUCUGGAGCAUCAGCCUGCCCUCUCCUGAGUCCUGGCGAGAGGGAAAGGGAAGGGGGGGGGAUGAGGGACCCGCCCACACAUGCACACGUGUGCUGUGCCAUGGAUUGGGCCUGCUGCUCAUGCAGACCACUGGGGGCACAGGCCCCUGCCACUAGCACAUGUAUGUGCAGAGAGAGCAUGCGUGCACAUGCAGAGAGACUGUCUGGCACACAAGCACGUGUGCAUGCAAAGAAGUCAUGUGCGCACUCAUAGGCCUGCACAUGCUUCCAUAAGCAUGCCUGACAUGCAAGUGCACGUGUGCAUGCAGCAGUCACACGUGCUUCUGUGAACAUGCCUGACAGGUACACGUGUGCAUGCAGAUGUCACACGUGUGCAUGCAGAAGCCCAUGUGCAUUUCCAUGAACUCACCUGACACGCAAUCCCAUGGGUGCAUGCAGAGGUCAUGUGUGCUUCUGUGAACAUACCUGACAGUUACACACGUGUGCAUGCAGAGGUUGUGUGCAUGCGUGGGUGCAAGCACACAUGCUUCUACAUCCACCCAGAACAGCAGCUCCGUGUGUCAGAAGCUUCCCCUGUCCCAGCACACACUCCAUUGCACCCAUGUCUGCUCACACGUGUACACACAGGCCUCUCAGCUGGGCAAGGGGCCCCUGGCACCCGGCCCCACACCCCCUCCUCCCAAUGCGAGGCAGGUCCCAUGAUCCUUGUGGACUCUUUUUUAACCUCUGCCCCACUCUGGCCAGGCCAGCAGGGGGUGGCAGCGAGCACAGCCAUUAAAGCCCUUGCAACCAGA
Messenger RNA from Alligator mississippiensis (American alligator), 3587 nucleotides. It is a transcript of the gene PALM3, whose product is annotated as paralemmin 3. The record is from RefSeq and is a predicted model, not a curated record. The coding region runs from base 34 to 2721 and encodes 895 amino acids. Lineage: Eukaryota; Metazoa; Chordata; Crocodylia; Alligatoridae. Gene Ontology annotation, cellular component: membrane. Gene Ontology annotation, biological process: regulation of cell shape. The transcript is spliced from 8 exons.